Staurois parvus is the source of this 432-nucleotide messenger RNA. The record is from the annotation of a GenBank genome assembly. Lineage: Eukaryota; Metazoa; Chordata; Amphibia; Anura; Ranidae.
AUGAUAGCCAAUCAGCUUCUAACUUCAGUUUAUACAAUUAGGCUUUGACAAAAAAAACUGGAAGCUGAUUGGUUUCUAUCCAGAGCUGCACCGAAUUUCACACUCUCCAAUUUCAGUAAAUAAACCCCAAUACUUUAACCUCCCUGGCGGUAUUCCCGAGUGUAGCUCGGGGGAAGGUUUCAGUACCACAAGCGGUAACCCCGAGCUACACUCGGGAAUACCAUGCGGCGCUGCUCCACGAUCCCUGUAUCACUUACCUUGUCCUGCGCUCCCACGAUGUCCCUCCUGCAGUGUCCCCGACAAUGUAAUCCGGCGGAUGCCGGCAUCUGUCAUCUGGGUUCCGUCCCCUGUGAGCGUCGGGACGUACGGGGGACGGAACGGCGAGAAAUUCACAAAAAUGACAACAAAAGUAACAUUCACUAAAAUCACUAA